This is a messenger RNA of Capsicum annuum, 1612 nucleotides long. Its product is annotated as zinc finger CCCH domain-containing protein 42-like. The coding region runs from base 463 to 1200 and encodes 245 amino acids. Gene Ontology annotation, biological process: mRNA splicing, via spliceosome. The transcript is spliced from 3 exons. Gene Ontology annotation, cellular component: precatalytic spliceosome; U2 snRNP; catalytic step 2 spliceosome. Gene Ontology annotation, molecular function: metal ion binding; RNA binding. Lineage: Eukaryota; Viridiplantae; Streptophyta; Magnoliopsida; Solanales; Solanaceae. The record is from RefSeq and is a predicted model, not a curated record.
GAUCCACGAUGCUUUUGUAACGCUUGUAUGCAGGUCUUUUUCCUUUUUCCCUUCGCUGAAAAAUCAAGAAACAUAGAAUUGAUAACACAACAUUUUCGCUAAUCACACCUGCUGUGAUAACAAGAAGGAUAUGCUAUUUCUUUGGGGUCGAAUUCGCUGGAAUUUUAAACCGCAAUUCAAAAUUUGAUCUUAUGGGCUUAUGGGCUAUGGGCUGAAGGAUUUUAAAAAGGGAUUAUACACGUGGACGGUGAUGUGGAAUGUUCAGGUAGCUAUUUUUAUUGAGGUGACGUCCUUAGUGGAAUUUCGAGAUAUUUUUGAGUCAAAUAUUUAACGGAGGUAUUUUGAGCAAAAAAUGUAAUGAGGAUAUUUUAAAACUAUUUUAGAUAGUUAGGGAUAUUUUUGAAUUUUUUUCGUUAAAUAAAUUUGAAACCUAGGAUUUAAACCUAUUGAUACCUGCGAGCGAUGAAUCCGUUGACACUAGCAAAGCGUAUUCAGAAUAUUAAUGCAAAAGAAGCAUCUUUGGGAAUCUCUGAUGAGGCAUCCUGGCAAGCCACAUACAAAGAUUCAGCUUAUGUAUUCGUUGGCGGCAUACCUUUUGACUUCACUGAGGGUGACGUUCUCGCUGUUUUUGCUCAGUAUGGGGAGGUUGUUGAUCUCAAUCUUGUUAGAGAUAAAGGUACAGGAAAGUCUAAAGGAUUCGCUUUUGUCGCUUUUGAGGAUCAAAGGAGUACAAUUCUCGCCGUGGAUAACUUAAACCGUGCACAACUUUGGGGUAGGGGAAUCAGAGUUGAUCAUGUUUCCAACUAUAAAAAGAAACAACAAGAAGAAGAGGAUGAAGACACGGAGAGGAGAAAAAGGGAGGAGCGAGGGGUCUGUUGCGCUUUCCAGAGGGGUGAAUGCAAUCCCGGUGCUGCGUGCAAGUUCUCUCACGAUGAGAAGAGAGCUGCAAACACAGGCUGGGGUGCUGAGGAAGAUCGAAGCCCGAGAUGGCCACAUGACAAAGUUGAGGAUUCUAGGAAGGACAGGAGAUCAGGCAAAUGGAGUCGACUUCCACGGCCUGAUUACCGCGCAGGUAGGAGCAGAAGGAAAAGAGAAGUAAUUACAAAGAAGAUGUCAUGGAGAGAAGAUCUAGGAGGUAUGAUGACGUACAAAAAUCAGGGGAAGCUACUCAGAGAAGAUCCACGAGGCAUGAUGAUAUGACUUCAAAGGAAUUUGCUGAUAGGAGAUAUGAAAGAAGAAAACAAAAAAGAUAUGAAUCUGAAUCUCAUCAUGCAGAAAAAAGAGAAAGCAGGGAAUGGGAGAAACGAGCUCGCCUCCACCAUGAUGGAAGGGAUGAAGAUGAUCGAAGCCAAAGAUCACGUGUACAUGUAUCACUACACUGAAUCCUUUCCCAUGGAGUGUAUGUCUUUUAUUUAUUUCUAUCGAAAUCUGUCUUUUUAUAUUUCGAAUUCUGGAUGUUUGAGUUAUCCCCUUACUGAUUGCUUGAUUAAGAACACGAGGAACUUUACCCAUUUACUUCACAUGUCAGGACUGAGAGUGGAUAUAUAAUAGGAAGAUAUGUACUUAACGCAUGUUAUGAGAAAAUAAAUUAAAAACCUAGAUUUUCCUAUUG